Suillus subalutaceus is the source of this 564-nucleotide messenger RNA. Its product is annotated as ferric reductase NAD binding domain-containing protein. Lineage: Eukaryota; Fungi; Basidiomycota; Agaricomycetes; Boletales; Suillaceae. The record is from RefSeq and is a predicted model, not a curated record. Bases 1 to 564 code for a protein of 187 amino acids. Gene Ontology annotation, biological process: superoxide anion generation; defense response. Gene Ontology annotation, molecular function: superoxide-generating NAD(P)H oxidase activity. Gene Ontology annotation, cellular component: NADPH oxidase complex; plasma membrane. The transcript has 7 exons.
AUGUCAAGGAAUACUGUGGCAUUGAGCGCUCCUGAGGAAGAUUAUAUUUCUGUGCACAUCCGUGUCGUCGGUGACUUGACCGCUGCGCUCGCCAAAGCUGUCGGCUGUAACUUUGACUCUAAGGAUUCCAAGGAUGUCGACGCCAGUGGUGGAAAGGUUAUUGGCACGAACGCAAAUCCGCCGUUCAACCGGGACUUCUUAAAUUAUGAGACUGUUUUCCUUGUUGGUGCUGGUAUUGGUGUCACACCCUUUGCUUCUAUUCCGAAGUCGAUCUGGUACCGCAUGAACAACCUGAACAACUCCAAGCCUACCCGUCUCUCCAAGGUCUACUUCACUUGGGUCAUCCGCGACUUUGGCAGCGCCGAGUGGAUCAACAUCUACCUCACUGCAAAGAUCAAGGAGGAUGACAUGAACAACAUUAUAGUCCAAGAUGUCGGUGCAGAGAAAGACGCUAUCCCUUCUUUGCGUGCUCCCACUCAUUUCGGCAGGCCAAACUGGGACAGGGUGUUCGGUUCUAUAGUUGAAAAGCACCCCGAAACUGAUGUCGGUGUGGUUUGGAGAUAA